Molecule: messenger RNA, 1826 nt
Organism: Thunnus maccoyii (southern bluefin tuna)
Lineage: Eukaryota; Metazoa; Chordata; Actinopteri; Scombriformes; Scombridae
Gene: junbb
Product: JunB proto-oncogene, AP-1 transcription factor subunit b
Exons: 1
Coding region: 355-1335 (326 amino acids)
Biological process (GO): regulation of cell population proliferation; regulation of cell cycle; regulation of transcription by RNA polymerase II
Cellular component (GO): transcription regulator complex
Molecular function (GO): RNA polymerase II cis-regulatory region sequence-specific DNA binding; transcription factor binding; DNA-binding transcription factor activity, RNA polymerase II-specific
Source: RefSeq, a predicted model, not a curated record
GCACGUAUUGACCCGCCUGAACACACCUCAACAAGCACCAAGACAAACACAUCAUCUUACAGGAAUUGCGACUUAUGACUUUUCCUUCACAGGAUUGAGAAGCAAAUAGCAAUCGGACACUGGACAAGACUCUUACCUGCUGACAUUGAGCUAAACACAGCUUUUGUUGGACCUUGGACUUUCACUCUUGAUUUUUUUGGAGUGAUUUUUAUUCAGUUUUGAUCUUGGGACACUGUUGAGAGAGCCGGCGGGUGCCUGAAUUGAUGUAUGCGCUCUGCUGACACUGACAUUUGUUGAUUAUCCAGAGACUGUGUUUCUAUAAGCAGCUGGUAAGCUUACUUUUCCUACGACUUUAUGUCUACAAAGAUGGAACAGCCUUUUUAUCAUGACGACUCUUUUCUGUCGGCUUACGGCCACUCAGAUGCAGCAAUGCACGACUACAAACUGCUAAAGCAGAAUAUGAAUUUGAACUUGACAGAGCCCUAUCGCCACCCGAAAUCCCAGCUGAGAGCCGAGACAGACCCAUACCACGGGGCGCAGCAAGACGUGGGGUCCCUGAAGCUCGCAUCUCCAGAGCUUGAGAGGCUCAUCAUCCAAAACAGUAACGGUGUCAUCACCACUCCCACCCCGGGCCAGUACUUCUACAACCGGGGCAUCACCGAUGAGCAGGAGGGGUUCGCUGAGGGGUUUGUGAAAGCCCUGGACGAGCUGCAUAAGAUGAACCAGAUGCCCCCUCCUAACGUGUCCAUCGGAGCCGGUGGAGUUACGACGUGUUCGCCGGCGGCCUCUAGUGUCUUCGGCUCCGCCUUGCAGCCUGAACCUCCUAUCUACACGACACUGAACGCCUACUGCCCGAACACAAACCUCUCUUCCGCUUCCAGCUACCCGACAGCCACUAUCAGCUACCUGCCGCCACACCAGCAGAGCCACCCGCAGAACUCGACGCACGGCACUCACCCUUUCCAGCACCCCGGCUCCGGACUCCAUCCGCAGCGGCUUGUCGCUCUGAAGGAGGAACCUCAGACCGUGCCUGAUCUCCUCAGCAGCGAGGGCUCGCCUCCAAUGUCCCCGAUCGACUUGGAGUCCCAGGAGAGGAUCAAGGCGGAGCGCAAGAGGCUGAGAAACCGGCUAGCGGCGACCAAAUGCCGGAAGCGCAAACUGGAGCGCAUCGCGCGGCUGGAGGAGAAGGUGAAAGUCUUGAAGAGCGACAACGCGGGGCUCUCCAACACAGCAUCGGUGCUCCGGGAUCAAGUGGCCCAGCUCAAACAGAAAGUCCUGACACAUGUGAGCAGCGGCUGUCAGCUGAUGCUUACAAGCAAGAUGGAAGCAUUUUAAACAAGAGAGACUACUAAUUGACUGAAAAGUAGGUAAUAACACUGGAGCCAUGUUCUGCAUGCGCAGCACUGGAAUACCGGCUGAUGUGUUGACAACACUGACAGCAGCACAGGGCCGAGGGCUAUGUGUAGACAACUCUUUAGGCUAUUUAGGGUGAAAAGACUGAUUGAAAUGGUACUUCCGGAUGCUGGACACCGCUCAAAGGACCAUUCAACCCUAUAAACCAGGGCAGCAUCCAGACUGAGCAGACACUGAGAAACACAGCGGGCACAGGCCCACAAGUCUGGUUUACUAAUGGUAGAAAAUGGGAACGAUUAUUGUAUUUCUUUGUACUUUUGCAAGCAAUUAUAUUGUCAUGCAAUGCUGCAUUUAUUCAUUGUGUAAAUUAUUUUGUUUGUCUGGUUGAUCCAGACAAACUAAUGAUGUCCAAUGUUUACAAUGUCUUUUUUUAUUUGUGAUGUGUAUUUAAGUAAAGUGUCUUAAAAAAUGAA